Rubroshorea leprosula is the source of this 1613-nucleotide messenger RNA. The record is from the annotation of a GenBank genome assembly. NCBI's taxonomy places the organism in Eukaryota, Viridiplantae, Streptophyta, Magnoliopsida, Malvales, Dipterocarpaceae.
AAAAGAAAAGAAGAGAGAGGGACAGAAAAAGUCUUCCUAAUACCAGUUUUGAUUAUUCUUCCUCCUCAGGCCACAUUGUGUUUUACAAAUACCAGAGCACCUUCUGUUGCUCUUAAAUUUCAUCAAGUUCUUUCUUGUAUGCAUGCUUUGGAAACCAAACCACACAUACGCCAAAACAUUCACACGCCAUUAACACACUACACCAUGAUAUGGCGGCUAUGAUUCCUGCUUGUUGAAGCUACUGGGUUUCCGAGUUCUGAUUCAAUUGGGAGUAUUUUGGGUUGAUGGGUCCUGCUAGGGGGUUGAAAAAGAGAAGGAAGGUAGAGAAGAACCGUGCAGAAAAUGGUUCUGGUUCUGGUUCUGGUUCCGGUUCCUCUGAGAAGGAAGCGUCUGUUGAUUGGUGGGAUGAGUUCUCCAAGAGGAUUACUGGUCGUCAUUCUCCACAAAAGGGUCUGGAUAAUUUCCAGUCUAUUUUUAAGAUGUCCAGAAGAACCUUCAACUAUAUAUGUUCACUUGUGAAGGAUCAUAUGAUGGCUAAAUCAAGGAAUUUUACAUUUACGAAUGGGAAACCUGUGUCAUUUCAUGAACAAGUAGCUGUGGCCUUAAGAAGGCUAGGCUCUGGGGAUUCACUGCUCACAAUUGGUGAUUUAUUUGGGCUGCAUCACUGUACUGUCUCCCAAAUGACAUGGCGCUUUGUGGAGGCCAUGGAAGACAGGGCGCUUCAUCACCUCCAAUGGGCUUCAAAUGAAACAGAAAUGACAGAAAUAAAGUCCACGUUUGAGAAGAUGCAAGGCCUUCCUAAUUGCUGCGGAGUCAUUGAUACCACUCACAUCACUAUGUGUUUGCCUUCAUCAGAUCCUGAAAGUAAGGUGUGGCUUGACCAUCAGAAGAAUUACAGCAUGGUAUUGCAGGCAAUAGUGGACACUAAGAUGAGGUUCCGAGACAUAAUCACUGGAUGGCCAGGUAAAAUGGAAGAUUGGUUAGUUUUCCAGAGUUCAAAUUUCUAUAAACUGUGUGAUAAAGGAGAAAGGUUGAAUGGAAAAACUUUAGUGUUCUCUGAAGGAUUGGAAAUACAGGAGUAUAUAAUUGGGGAUUCAGGCUAUCCUUUGUUGCCAUAUCUGCUUGUGCCUUAUGAGGGGAAGGAACUACCAGAAUCAAAAGCUGAAUUCAACAAACGGCUUUCUGCAACUAGGUUGGUGGCACGAAGGGCAUUUGCAAGGUUGAAGGAAAUGUGGAGGAUCAUCCAUGGAGAAAUGUGCAGACCUGACAAACAUAAGUUGCCAAGGAUCAUUCUUGUUUGCUGCUUGCUUCACAACAUUGUUAUUGAUCUGGAAGACGAGUUCCAGGAUGAAUUUACUUUGUCUUACGGUCAUGAUGAGGAUCACAAGCAACGUAUCUGUUGGUCCAUGGACGUAAAGGGUGUAGUCCUGAGAGAUAAGCUAUCCCUACACCUGUCAGGAAAAUUGUCACCCUGAUUGCUCUACAUUUUCCAAUGCCUUGGUUGUAGUUUCCUUACAUACAGGAGUUUUAAGCAGGACUUUUAAUUUAGGUUUUCUUUUGUUAUAUCUUGAAAUUGUAAAUACUUCUAUGACCAUUGCAUUUUUUUGUGUUAG